Crotalus tigris (Tiger rattlesnake) is the source of this 4360-nucleotide messenger RNA. It is a transcript of the gene XPO6, whose product is annotated as exportin 6. Bases 304 to 3681 code for a protein of 1125 amino acids. NCBI's taxonomy places the organism in Eukaryota, Metazoa, Chordata, Lepidosauria, Squamata, Viperidae. Gene Ontology annotation, molecular function: small GTPase binding; nuclear export signal receptor activity. The transcript is spliced from 24 exons. Gene Ontology annotation, biological process: protein export from nucleus. The record is from RefSeq and is a predicted model, not a curated record.
CCACCCACCCCCUUUUUUUUUUUUUUUUGGCAUGGGCUCCUUUUAAAAUGAAACCUUGGGCGAAGUGGAGGCUUUUUAAAUAAUCCCUAUUUUUUCCCCCCUCUGUCUGCGCCUGUCUGAUGGGUUCCUGAAGCCUCCAGGGCUAGGCAAAGUGUAGCUUCGUAGGGCCUUUAUUUUACUCUCCUUCCUUCCCCAUGGAGGAAAAAAGUCCUCCUCCCCGAGAAACCAUGACCUGAGCUGGGGCAGACUCCCACCCCGAAGAGCCCAGGAUUCCUGCCAAUCUUGGACCCUUCCCAACAAACCAUGGCAUCAGAGGAGGCCUCCCUCCGAGCCCUGGAGAGCUUGAUGACGGAGUUUUUCCACAACUGCACUACGAACGAGAGAAAGCGUGAAAUCGAAGAGCUUCUGAAUAACUUUGCCCAGCAAGUCGGUGCCUGGAGAUUCUGCCUCUAUUUUCUGUCGAGCACGAGAAAUGACUACGUCAUGAUGUAUAGUUUAACAGUAUUUGAGAACCUGAUCAAUAAGAUGUGGCUUGGGGUCCCAUCUCAGGAUAAAACAGAGAUUCGCAGUUGCUUGCCGAAACUUCUUUUAGCUCACCAUAAAACUUUGCCUUACUUCAUCCGAAAUAAACUUUGUAAGGUCAUUGUGGAUAUUGGCCGGCAAGAUUGGCCCAUGUUUUAUCACGACUUCUUCACAAAUAUUUUACAGUUGAUCCAGUCCCCAGUGACAACUCCACUUGGACUGAUCAUGCUGAAGACCACGUCCGAAGAGCUGGCCUGCCCACGGGAGGACCUCAGCAUCGCCCGGAAGGAGGAGCUGCGGAAGCUACUCCUGGAGCAGGUUCAGAACGUCCUUGGACUUCUCACAGGAAUUUUGGAGAGCAUCUGGGAUAAAUACAGUGUUACGGCAGCCACACCUCCGCCAUCUCCAACCUCCCGGGAAAGUGGUGACCUUUUGAGUAGCCUGUUGCAGAGUCCCCGUGCAGCCAAGUUGCUGAACCAGCCAAUCCCCGUCCUUGACGCAGAGAGCGAGUACAUUUGUUCCCUGGCUUUGGAGUGCCUAGCCCACCUUUUCAGCUGGAUCCCGUUGUCGACUAGUAUCACCCCUUCCCUCCUCACCACCAUCUUCCACUUUGCCCGCUUCGGCUGCGACACCCGCGCCAGGAAGAUGUCCUCCCUCAACGGCAGCAGCCAGAACGCCGCCUUGAGCCACGAGCGUGGCCAGCUGGGCGUCCUGGCCAUGUCUUGCAUCAACGAACUCAUGUCCAAGAACUGUGUGCCUGUGGAAUUUGAAGAGUACUUACUCCGGAUGUUCCAGCAGACCUUCUACCUCCUCCAGAAGAUCACCAAGGAGAACAACACCCAUUCAGUGAAGAGCCGGCUAGAGCAGCUGGACGAGAGCUACAUAGAGAAGUUUACUGACUUCCUACGCCUUUUUGUGAGCGUCCACUUAAGAAGGAUCGAGUCGUAUUCGCAGUUCCCGGUGGUGGAAUUUCUCGCGCUGCUGUUCAAGUACACAUUUCAUCAGCCCACCCAUGAAGGUUACUUUUCCUGCUUAGACAUCUGGGCUCUCUUUUUGGACUAUUUGACCAGUAAAAUCAAGAAUCGCUUGGCAGAUAAAGAAGCAGUACUCAACAGGUACGAGGAUGCUUUGGUUUUGCUGCUGACCGAAGUACUAAACCGAAUACAGUUCAGAUACAACCAGGCCCAGUUGGAAGAGCUGGACGAUGAGACGCUGGACGAUGACCAACAGACCGAAUGGCAGCGGUAUCUCCUUCAGAGCUUAGAGGUUGUGGCUAAAGUUAUGGAGCUUUUGCCAACUCACGCCUUCUCCACCCUGUUUCCAGUGCUCCAGGAAAACCUGGAUGUGUAUUUGGGGCUCCAACAGUUCAUUGUCACCUCGGGGACAGGCCACCGGCUGAACAUCACUGCGGAGAACGACUGCCGCCGUUUGCACUGCUCUUUGCGGGACCUCAGCUCCUUACUCCAGGCGGUGGGACGGUUAGCAGAAUACUUCACUGGGGACAUGUUCGCAGCCAGGUUCAGCGAUGCUCUUACCAUAGUGGAGAGGUUGGUCAAAGUGACUCUGUAUGGGUCCCAGAUUAAACUCUAUAACAUUGAAACGGCGGUGCCAUCUGUACUAAAACCUGACCUUAUUGAUGUACACGCACAAUCCCUGGCAGCCCUGCAGGCUUAUUGCCACUGGCUGGCCCAGUUCUACGGCGAGGUUCAUCAGCAGAACCUGACCCAGUUUGUCUCCCUGGUCUCCACUGCUUUGGAAGCGAUUGCUCCGUUGAUCAGUUCUAAGGUGCAGGAGAAGCUGCUCUUGUCAGCCUGCCAUCUGCUCGUCUCCUUGGCCACCACCGUGCGGCCCGUGUUUCUCAUUCGAGUCCCAACCGUGCAGAAAAUGUUCAACAGGAUGACCGACAGCUCUGCUCAGCGCCUUUCGGAUAAGGCCCAGAUCCUCUUGUGCAGGUCGCUGUCAAACAUUCUGCUCCUCCCGUGGCCAAACCUCCCGGAAGCUGAACAGCAGUGGGCCAUUCGUUCAACUAACCAUGCCAGCCUCAUCUCGGCCCUCACCAGGGAUUACCGCAGCCUGAAAUCCAGUGCCAUCUUGCCCCAGAGGAAAAACCAGCAGGACAAUACAAAAGUCCUCAUCCACCAGACUCUGAGUGUCCUGGAAGAUAUUGUGGAGAGCGUCUCUGGGGAAGCCACCAAGUCCCGCCAGAUCUGCUACCAGUCACUGCAGGAGUCCGUCCAGGUGUCCCUUGCCCUCUUCCCAGCUUUCAUUCAUCAGUCAGAUGUAACAGACAAAAUGCUAAGCUUCUUCCUGACCCUGUUCCAAAGUCUGAGGGUGCAGAUGGGGGUGCCUUUCACCGAGCAGGUGAUACAAACAUUCCUCAACAUGUUUACCAGGGAGCAGCUGGCCGAGAGCAUCCUCCACGACGGGAGCACCGGCUGCCGGGUGGUGGAGAAGUUCCUGAAGAUCCUUCAGGUGGUGGUGCAGGAGCCCGGCCAGGUGUUCAAGCCCUUCUUGCCAAAUAUCAUCGCACUUUGCAUGGAGCAAGUCUACCCCAUCGUUGCUGAGCGAUCUUCUCCUGAUGUGAAAGCUGAACUCUAUGAGCUUCUUUUUCGGAUUUUGCACCACAACUGGCGAUACUUCUUCAAGUCCAACAUCCUGGCCAGCGUCCAGAGAGGAGUAGCCGAGGAGCAGAUGGAGAACGAAGCCCAGUUCACUGGCAUUAUGCAGGCAUUCGGCCAGUCCUUCCUGCAGCCGGACAUACACCUGUUCAAGCAGAACCUGUUCUACCUGGAGACUCUGAACACCAAGCAGAAACUGUACCACAAGAAGAUCUUCCAGGCGUCGAUGCUCCUUCAGUUCGUGAAUGUGCUGCUUCAGGUCCUGGUCCACAAAUCCCACGACCUCUUGCAGGAGGAAAUCGGCAUCGCGAUCUACAACAUGGCCUCCGUGGACUUCGACAGCUUCUACUCGGCUUUCCUCCCGGGGUUUUUAGCCGGCUGCGACAGGGUGGACACCAACCAGAAAAACGUCCUGGGGAGGAACUUCAAAAUGGACAGGGAUCUGCCAUCUUUCACCCAGAAUGUGCACAGGCUGGUCAACGAUCUGCGCUACUACAGACUCUGCAACGACAGCUUGCCCCCGGGGACCGUGAAGUUGUAGCUGCCGGCAACGGACUCAGCGUUUCCAAAUCUCUGUUAAGGAGUGGAUCUGGCGUUGCCGCUGCCUGCGACCUCGACAGGCCCUUCGGGGUGCAGAGCGCCCCCCCCCUUACAAACACACACACACGUGCGUGGGCCAGGCACGGAAGGCAGAGGCCGUGCUCCUCCCUUCGUUUGGUCCCAUCUCGACUUCACACCUGAGUGGGCCACUCUUUCUCCCGCCGGGACUCCGAAACCCGGAGAACGGCUGCUCGUCCUGGCCAGCUGUUUGUGUCUUAAUACCGUGGCGUUCAUUCAAGUCUGCAGGUUCUGGUGACUCGGCUUGGGCAGCAAAUCAUGAGGCCGAAACGCCAAAGUCUACUUGAGGGGGGGGGUCUUCCCACUUUUCAUGCCAUUCCACCUGCUGCCUCCGUUCCCCGUUGCUGAGAGGAUGGGGUCCCUCCCCAUCGCCCCCCUCCCGUGUGCUGUUUUUUACAAUGCCUUGAACCCUCCCUGCCCUUGGUGGAGAUUGGAAGAGGGAGAGCGCGCGCGAGAGAGAGACCAACAGACCGACUUCUGUUUCUUUUAUUAUUAUUAUUAUUUUUUAAAACCGUGGUUUUGUUUUAUUUUCCUCAUCAUUCCAUUGUGAUACUAAAAUGUGCUUAAUGGAAAUAAAAAUGCUUACUUGGUUGUUUUAAACA